Messenger RNA from Glycine soja, 2392 nucleotides. Its product is annotated as BTB/POZ domain-containing protein POB1-like. The coding region runs from base 460 to 2121 and encodes 553 amino acids. Gene Ontology annotation, biological process: response to red light. The transcript has 6 exons. Lineage: Eukaryota; Viridiplantae; Streptophyta; Magnoliopsida; Fabales; Fabaceae. Gene Ontology annotation, cellular component: nucleus. The record is from RefSeq and is a predicted model, not a curated record. Gene Ontology annotation, molecular function: protein binding.
AGUUUCAGAAAAACGUCCCCAACUCACAUCUACCGUUCUUCUCUCUAAAGACAACCAUAAUAAAACACAAUAUCUCAAUUAAAAAACAUAAUUUCGGUUAAGAAGGUGGAACGCAUGAGCUAACAACCAAACUAACAAAUACCGCACCAAACAAAAACUAAAAAACGAAAUCAAACGGAAUUUAAUUACUAAUUCCAAGUUUCCAACCCUUAAAAUAAAUUAUUUAAAUCGCUUAGCGCAACAAUUCACAGCUUGUGCUUUUAUGUUGUUUCCCUAACAAAAAUUAAAUAAAUAGAAGCAUCUUUCUGUUCUUUUAUUUCACCGCCAUUCAUUUCAUUGACGUAUAGGGCUUGCGUAUCAUUGUUGCUGUUCUUCUUCCUUUCUCUGCUUGCAGUUGUUGCAGUUGUUGCAGUUGCAGAGGUAGGAGGGCGGCGCUGAUUGUGUUGUGUGGUUUAGAGGAUGAAGGAUUUCAAUUCGGAUCUAUUUGACCCGGGAAUGGUGAUGGAUUCUUCCUCCUCCGAUUACUCUCGCAGUGCUUCCUCUUCCGACGCCGAUUUCGGGUUCGCUUUCAAUGACAGUAAUUUCUCCGACAGGAUCCUCCGAAUCGAGAUCAUGGGGGACCCCGUCGAGGCCCGACCCGACUCCGAGGGUUGCACCACCAUCGCCGACUGGGCUCGCCACCGCAAGAGGAGACGCGAGGAUAUCAAGAAGGAUAACGUUGUUGAUCUUACUUUAUUGCCCGACGAGCAAAUUUUGAAUGAAAAUCAGCCUGAUAUGGACGAUUUUGUACCCUCUGAGAAUCAAGAUGAAGAUGCGGUUGCAAUGGUUGAAGAACCCCCUUCAGGUGAUGAGGCGGCAAAUAGCAAUGAUUCAAAUUGGAAUAUGGAUUGCUCUGCAGUUGUGAGAGUUAGAACACUACACAUCAGUUCUCCUAUUUUGGCUGCUAAAAGUCCUUUCUUCUACAAGCUUUUCUCAAAUGGAAUGAGGGAGUCAGAGCAGAGGCAUGUCACCCUAAGAAUUAAUGCUUCUGAGGAAGCUGCUCUUAUGGAGCUUCUGAAUUUUAUGUAUAGUAAUACCUUGAGCAUUACUUCACCACCUGCUUUAUUGGAUGUGUUGAUGGCUGCUGACAAAUUCGAAGUUGCUUCCUGUAUGAGAUACUGUAGCCGAUUAUUGCGGAAUAUACCUAUGACACCUGAGUCUGCAUUGCUUUACCUUGAGCUUCCUUCUAGUGUCUUAAUGGCUGAUGCAGUUCAACCAUUGACUGACGCAGCAAAGCAGUAUCUUGCCAGUCGAUACAAAGAUAUAACAAAGUUCCAGGAAGAGGUUAUGGGCUUGCCUCUAGCUGGAAUAGAAGCAAUAUUGUCUAGUGAUGAACUCCAGGUUGCAUCAGAGGAUGCUGUAUAUGACUUUGUGUUGAAGUGGGUCCGAACACAGUAUCCAAAACUAGAAGAGCGGAGAGAAGUCCUGGGUACACGACUUGCCCGUUUAAUUCGCUUCCCUUACAUGACCUGUCGAAAACUUAAGAAGGUCUUAACCUGCAAUGACUUUGACCAUGAUGUUGCAUCCAAGCUUGUACUCGAAGCCCUCUUUUUCAAGGCUGAGGCUCCACACCGCCAGCGGAUACUAGCUGCUGAGUCUGCUUCCUUCAAUCGACUUUUUGUGGAGCGGGCAUACAAGUAUCGCCCUGUUAAGGUGGUGGAAUUUGAACUUCCGCGGCAGCAGUGUGUGGUUUACUUGGAUCUGAAGCGGGAGGAGUGCACCAAUUUGUUCCCAUCUGGCCGAGUAUAUUCACAGGCAUUCCAUUUAGGUGGACAAGGGUUUUUCUUAUCAGCACAUUGCAACAUGGACCAACAGAGCUCUUUCCAUUGCUUUGGCCUGUUUUUAGGAAUGCAGGAAAAGGGCUCAGUUAGCUUUGCCGUUGACUAUGAGUUUGCUGCUAGGUCAAGGCCAACAGAGGAAUUUGUUAGCAAGUACAAAGGCAAUUAUGUAUUCACUGGGGGAAAGGCCGUCGGAUAUAGAAACUUGUUUGCAAUUCCAUGGACAACGUUCAUGGCUGAAGAUAGUCUUUACUUUAUCAAUGGUGUACUUCACCUUAGAGCUGAGCUCACCAUCCGACACUGACUGGGAUUUAUACGUGUAAACCUUUUCUUCUAGUCGGUAGCUCUGACUUUUUUUGGGCAAUGUGUCUCAUUUUCAGAUAACCUGCUGUAAUAUUCAGGCAAUGUGCACUAGGUGGCUAGUGCUGGAUGUGAGAUCAAAUGAAUUGCAAUGACUUUACUUUUUCUUUCACUUAGAUUUACAAGAUUUUGAGUAGCUACAGGAAGGACAGUUCUCGUUUCUUUGGUGGUUUCAUUUUAACAACCGAAAAUACAAGUUGGAACAACUUAAGUUU